AUGGAAGAAAUCGAAGAACUUCGCCGAAGGUUGCAGUUGGCAGAAGAUCGUGCCCAAGAGGAACAACGCCUUCGCGAAGAGGAACAACGCCUUCGCGAAGAGGAACAACGCCUUCGCGAAGAGGAACAACGCCUUCGCGAAGAGGAACAACGCCUUCGCAAAGAGGAACAAUAUCGACGCAAAGCCGUCGAAAGACUUACCGCAGCAUCGCAACCGCAGCGACUGCAGCAUUACCUCGAGGGGUGUCACGCACUCCAUCUUGCCGGCAGGGUGAUCACGGACCCUACGCUGACGACCCAAGGAGAGACGACAAACCCAGCAGGCCGCAUCUUCCCUAGACGAAUCACGCCCUGGAACGACUUUGCGGCAAGGCAAGAGCAGAUUUGGAGCCGCAUCUCGACCUGCACCUCCUUCUCCGAACCGGCAUUUCCCUCUCAGCAUCAGCUCGAUUACGUCAAGUCCCUGCUCAAACCCAUUAGCAGUGAGCUUGGGCUACGCGACUUCGAACAGUUGACUGUUGAAAGCGCCGUCGAGAAACUGGUGGCCCAAGCGUAUGCCGAUCCAUCGACGCGAAACCGUCUCGGCCUCCGAGGGACGGUCAUAUUCGAGAGCCAUACGAAUCUCGGCACGAGCGAUGAUGUGAUAUCCGAUCGCAUGGAACAGAUGUCACUCGACGGUGGCACCGCCAGAUCCACCCCACCGGUUGCUGCAUCGCGCCCGUCAGCUCCGCGAGCCCGCCGCCGAGCCAGGGGCAAGGGGAAUCGAGCGGACCAGUUUUGCAUGUACAGAGUCUCCGACGGCGAGAAAUUCCCCGCCUUGGCCAUCGAGUACAAGGCGCCGCACAAGCUGAGCGUCGACGAGAUCGUCACGGGCCUCGAGUGCGAGAUUCGGCCGGAGCGCGACGUCAUCAACAAGGAUGGCCAGGGUUUCGACUUUACCGCCAAGCGGCUUUCCGCCGCCGUCGUCACCCAACUCUUCUCCUACAUGGUUGGCAAGGGCAUACAGUAUGGGUAUGUGUGUACCGGUCGGGCCUUUGUCUUCCUUCGCAUCCCGAGCGAUCCAUCCGUCGUCUACAUUUCGGUCUGCGUCCCCGGCUUGGAUGUGAUGGAUGAUGACGAGACGAGGCUCCAUCGCACAGCCGUCGCGCAGGUUUUUGCCUUUACCCUCCAAGCUCUCGGGGAAGAACCACCACCGGCGGCGUGGCAUGACAAGGCAGAGGCGCUCGGGACUUGGGCUGUCGAGUACGACGAUAUUCUAAGGAACAUUCCCUUGUCGGAGCGCAAGCGCAAGGAACCGCGCGCGUCUCCCUACAAGCCACAGCGCUGGAAGGGAUUCCACCGAUCGCCCAUACGAACCCGCUCCUACUGCCGGCCGACGCAUGCCAGUGCUGAGCAGCCAGAGGACAACGACGAAGACCCUCCUUCCCCUACUCCGAGCCCAUCCCGCGCUGCUGGAAAAUCUCGGGCACCGGCAGCCGGCUCUGGUGCGGGGAUGCGUGGGCAACGCAAACAUGAGCAGCAGCAGCAGCAGCAGCAGCAGCGGUCGAGUUCGAAGCCGGAGCCAGGCAUACAAAGUCGGCCUUUCUGCACUCAGCGCUGUCUCUUCGGGUUGGCAUACGGCGGAGCUGCCGACGAGCAUUGCCCCAACGCGGGCUACCACAAGCAGGCGCGCAUCGACCGACUUGACUUUCUCCGACUCAUCCGAGACCAGCUUGCCACAGACCGCGGUCCCGACGCGGAUUGUACGCCGCUCCAUCGAUCCGGCUCACGCGGGUCGCUGUUCAAAGUCCGCCUAUCAUCGCACGGCUAUACGCUCGUUGCCAAAGGUGUAGAGAGUCUAGACGCAGCCUGCCUGCAACACGAGAUUGAGAUGUACAAUCGACUCCAGCCCAUUCAGGGCCAACACGUCCCUGUAUGCCUCGGCAGCGUGGACUUGGUGCGGCCAUGCUACUAUGACAGCGGUGUGUACAAGCACUUUAUGUUUCUUAGCUGGGCAGGAGAGCCACUGUUUCAUUAUACCAGCGGCGGCAUUGAUCCGGGUAUUGAAAACGCCGCCACUGCGAUUUUCAAGGCAAUGCACAAGCUGCGCGUCCUUCACCGCGACGCCGAGCCACGCAACAUGCUGUACAAUGCAGAGACGGGGAGGCUUAUGGUUGUGGACUUUGAGCGCGCGGAAUUCCGUCAACGCGAUCCGCUUGGGGUUAUAGUCCCCAAUGUCCAGAGGCGAAGACGGAAGCGCGGGGCGGCAGAGAGGAAAACGGAGGAAGACUUUGCCAGAGAGCUGAAGUCUGCUGUAGACGGGGCUUCAAGAUUUGCGUGUUAG
Molecule: messenger RNA, 2322 nt
Organism: Drechmeria coniospora
Lineage: Eukaryota; Fungi; Ascomycota; Sordariomycetes; Hypocreales; Ophiocordycipitaceae
Exons: 1
Coding region: 1-2322 (773 amino acids)
Source: RefSeq, a predicted model, not a curated record